AUGAAAGUCGCAGUGCUGUGGUUAAUAUUACACUUGAUAAGAAACAGCUUAGGGGUAAAGCUCUUAGAGGCGAACCCAGAUGUCAAAAGACUAUACGACGAUUUGCUUAGCAACUAUAACAGGUUGAUUCGGCCUGUUAUGAACGUCAGUGACAUCCUGACUGUGAGGUUGGGUCUGAAGCUCUCGCAACUCAUGGAAGUCAACCUGAAGAAUCAGGUCAUGACUACGAAUUUGUGGGUUGAACAGAAAUGGCAGGAUUACAAGUUGACAUGGGACCCGGCGGAUUAUGGUGGCGUAGAGAUGCUGUAUGUACCAUCUGAACACAUCUGGUUGCCUGACAUCGUGCUUUAUAAUAACUGGGAUGGAAAUUACGAGGUAACAUUGAUGACGAAAGCAACCCUGAAAUAUACUGGAGAAGUGAAUUGGAAACCUCCGGCCAUUUACAAGUCAUCUUGUGAAAUCAACGUGGAGUAUUUUCCCUUCGAUGAACAAACUUGCUUCAUGAAAUUUGGAUCUUGGACUUACAAUGGGGCUCAGGUCGACUUGAAGCAUAUGGACCAAUCUCCAGGAAGUAGCCUGGUUCACGUCGGUAUUGAUCUAAGCGAGUUUUAUUUGUCCGUGGAAUGGGAUAUCCUUGAAGUACCAGCAACUAGGAAUGAGGAGUAUUACCCGUGUUGCCCCGAACCGUUUUCUGAUAUAACAUUUAAGCUAACAAUGCGCAGAAAGACCCUCUUCUACACGGUGAAUCUCAUCAUCCCGUGCGUCGGCCUCACCUUCCUAACCGUUCUUGUGUUUUACCUACCCUCAGACUCGGGAGAAAAGAUAUCGCUCUGCAUCUCCAUCCUGGUGUCCCUCACAGUGUUCUUCCUCGGUCUGGCCGAGAUCAUCCCGCCAACAUCCCUGGCGAUCCCCUUGCUCGGGAAGUAUCUACUAUUCACAAUGAUACUCAUAUCGUUAAGCAUCUCUAUAUUGGUCUCAUUGACGGUGUUCUUCCUGCUGAUGGCCGAGAUAAUACCGCCCACGUCCUUGGCUAUACCACUGUUAGGAAAGUAUUUGCUGUUCACCAUGGUACUGGUGUCGCUUAGCGUCUGGAUGACGGUUCUCGUGCUAAACGUCCACUUCAGGUCUCCUUCAACGCACACUAUGUCUCCGUGGAUGAAGAAGGUGUUCCUUCAGUUCAUGCCCAAACUUCUCAUGAUGAGGAGAACCAAGUACUCUUUGCCGGAUUACGAUGACACCUUCGUCUCCAAUGGAUAUACUAAUGAGUUGGAUAUGAGGGACAGCUUGACAGACGCGUUCUCUACUGGAAAGGAAGAUGAUGGAGACUACCGAAAGUCACCAGGUCCUGAAGACGACAUGCUCGGUGCUGGCAUUCAGCAACGUCCUUCAGUGACGGAAUCGGAGAACAUGUUGCCUCGCCACUUAUCUCCUGAAGUGGCGGCCGCUCUACAGAGUGUGCGUUUUAUCGCACAACACAUCAAGGACGCCGACAAGGACAAUGAGAUACCCCGAGUAAAGUUUCGCGAAUAG
Leptosia nina is the source of this 1530-nucleotide messenger RNA. The record is from the annotation of a GenBank genome assembly. Lineage: Eukaryota; Metazoa; Arthropoda; Insecta; Lepidoptera; Pieridae.